Pundamilia nyererei is the source of this 3415-nucleotide messenger RNA. Its product is annotated as transcription factor 20. The record is from RefSeq and is a predicted model, not a curated record. The transcript is spliced from 6 exons. Bases 187 to 3093 code for a protein of 968 amino acids. Gene Ontology annotation, biological process: regulation of transcription by RNA polymerase II. Gene Ontology annotation, cellular component: nucleus. NCBI's taxonomy places the organism in Eukaryota, Metazoa, Chordata, Actinopteri, Cichliformes, Cichlidae.
ACAGUGCUGCUAUCAGAGUAGUGUGUUCCUGGAAAGUGUGUGGAUCUUUAUUUAAUUUAGGGCUUUCUCACUUUGUAAUUUUUACUGGGGUUCAUUAGAAUAGAUGUGUUGCUGAAGGAGAUGUGGGGCGGGAGGGAUUCUUAACUGGACGUUUAAAAAAGCUGCGAUUUCUCCCGUCCGGUUGUUAUGGAGCAGCCACCAGGGAGCAUAGAUGAUCUACAGCCUCAAGAGCUCUCUACUUCCUGCAUCCCCACUGUGAUCGACCUGACCAGGAAAGGGGAAGAAUGUGUCCUCAAUUCCACGACGGCUUUUGAUGGCUUGUCGAUGGUCAAGAGCCCCGGCUGGUUCCCAAACUCUGGGAACAGCAACCCUGGAUUACAGGGAUUCUCAGAGACCAGCUCCUCAGACAUCGCACACCAAUCAGGGGAUCAAAUUCAGCCAGACAAUGCCUUCUCGCGCACUACAGUCACCCUUUCAUACGUGAGCCGGUCUCACGUCUUGUCUUUUCAAGACACCCUAUCUCAACACUCGCCUCUGUACAGUGUGUCGCCUAUCAGCAAGUUCUCCCUCCACCCUCCUUGUGACACAGAUAAAGGGCUCGGGGAGACCGGCUAUGCAGUAAACCAGCAUUACUUGGCGCAGGUUGAGGGGCCCGAGGACCUCGCCACACAGACGGAACUUUUUCAGUCAUUGUCUCAGGCUCAAGGGGGACUGGAGAACAAUGUGGACAGAACACAGGACUCUCAUGAGUGUAACAGUGGAGUCACUUUCGGUGACGUGGAUGUUGAAAAGCCGCUGCAAGGCAAAGAGGAUCACAGCCUUGCUGGUGAUGACAGCCCACAUCUGGAUAACUGUUCAGGAGCAUGUGCCGAAUCCUCUCCAGAGACUGUCACCCCUGUCACAGAGAAGGGCGAGGAGAAAGCAGGCGCUGAGGUGCUCUUUCUCAUGUCUAAGACACCAGAGCAGAUGGUUGCCUCAGACAGUGCGGGUGCCAGAGACCUUUGUUCACUGAGCAGGGAGUAUAUAAGUCCUCUGGAGGACCCUGUUUCCCCCUCUGCUACCUCACUGGACGAUGUGGAAGAUGUAUUUGUGCUGCCUCAGGCCUCGAGCUCACCCAGCGGCGACAACUCUUAUCUUGAGACAACUGAGGGGGUCUCGUGUGAUAGCUUGAAUACAGAAGGGGCCAUUCAGCCAAGCUCUGGCAUCAGCGAUGGCACCACAAGGUUGGAUUCAAGUGAUGAAAAUAAACAGCCGGGCAGUAGACGAAAGGCUGCGCUGGAGCCUUUGAUCGACUUGACAGAUGAUGUUUGUGCAGCGGAAGUUCCUGAAAACAAUCACAAGACUGUUAUUCCUCACAUGAACGGGAAUGCAAAGGCACUAGAGAGAAGUUUGAAAGAAAAGAAGCUGCCAAUACGUUCCAGCAGAGGGACACGGCUAGAGGCCAUAGUUAUGAAUAUAAAUUCAAGCAGGUAUAAAGUAUCAGGAUGCAUACGCACUAGUAACAAAGUUAAUGCUUCCCAGUCAACAUCUAACGAUUCCACUAUAUCUAUUUCUAAGAAGAAAGACUCUGUGUUAGCAGGUAAAAGGAGAAGCCGAGUAAAAGUGUCUGCCUCAGCGAAACCAGUGAAACAGAAAGCAGUAACUCCUCUGAAAAGAGGCAAAUCAAAUAACCUGAAUACUGACAGCUGCAAAGACUCUACCUCUGAUUCAGAAAUGAUCGGUAAUUCUAAAAAGUCGCGGCGCAGCGCACCUCCAAAAAGCCCCCGGUCUGCUGCGCGGAGAGAGAGUUCAAAGACUGAACCGGUGAAUGUUUCCCAACCUGUGCACCCACCCGAAACUAGCCCUGUGAAGUCAAAGAGGAAAACCUCCCCACAGUCAAGUCCUCAGUUUGCUCUACAUAAUAACUCAAAGGAGGAGCCUGAACUGCUUCCUCAGCCAGACCCCUCAGUGCAAAUCCAGGUGGCAAGAUUUUCACCACCAUCAAAAUCUCCAAAGAAAAACCAAGGCAAAGCCAACAGCAGAUCUCCUGCUAGCAAAGCGUCGCCCACUGCCAAGACGAAGGCUGCUCGCACUCCCAAAAGAAGGCGAAAGAAACAUAAAGCGGGUCAGUCUUCGUCCAUGUUUUCCCCAAAAGAGCCUGAGAUCAAGCUCAAGUAUGUCAACUACAAGGAGGAUAAAAGGGAUAUGAGGCCAGACAGUUUCUCUCCGUUUAUCCACGUGGAGCGUCAGCAGUCCUCUCCGUCGCUGUGUACUGUCGUCAAUUACCCAGAGGAGGUAAGGGCGCAGCGCAAGAAGGGCUCGCAGCAGCAGGCUAAUACCAGCGGCUUCAUUUCUGCAGUCGUACCCAGCACUUCCUGUCUGCAGCUGGGCCGGGUGUCCACUCACGGUCAGGAUCAGCGCCCUCUUAUCUGCUGCCUGUGUGGGCAGUCAGCCAACGCCAUGGACUUGGGGGACCUUCACGGCCCUUACUUCCCUGAAGGUUACCAGCCGAGCACCAAAAAACCAGCCAGCACUUUAGGCCUCAAAGAGGAUGACUACAGUGAUUCGGACUCUUCAUCUUGCAGCAUGAGAGGAAGGGGGAGGAAGUGUGCCGCUGUGCCCGCUGUGCGGGCCCUGAGGCCUGGAGCUCAGCUGAAGAAGAGGGGCCUAAUAGAGAACCACCGAUGGAACAUCAGCACCAUCGGCACAGGCAGCCCUGCAGCUAAACGAGUGCGGUCAGAUGCUAGCUCUGCGAAUGUGGAGGACUGGUAUAGCCCCCCUAUGUUGCUUCUCCAACCUUGUGAAUACUGGCUUCAUGAAGACUGCGGCAUCUGGUCUGCAGGCGUGUUCCUUGUGAAGGGCAAAGUGUACGGCCUGGAGGAGGCUGUCAAAGUAGGCCAGGAGACGACGUGUUCAGCGUGCAAUGACCCAGGUGCUACGCUGGGCUGUUUCUUCAAAGGCUGCCCCAACAAGUACCACUACAGGUGUGCUCUGGAGUCAGACUGUGUACUCAUUGAAGAAAACUUCUCCAUGAAGUGUAAGAAGCACAAGAACAAGACAUUCAAAGGCCCCUCCAGGGAGCAGAUGGGACGAAAGGGGACAGAAACCUCGUGAGAAGAUUCACCUGCAGCAUUUUCGCAGGCCUUCCCACCACCUCGCUGGUAACCAUGGCGACACUGGACCAGGGUUGUUCUGACUGACAGCUAGCACCCGCAAACCUUAACUUCACCCUCUGUCCUUCAACUGCACUGUUAACCCCCACCAGGCACUGGGACUGGAGGACCCCGGUCACCUCCCUCAGUCCAGUCUGACAGUACUUAUCAGCCAACACCACCCGCGGACUGACGAGAACCGUUCUUGAAGUAACAUGCUGAAUUUGUUAUUUGUGUAGUUAUUUAUAUGGGAUGUUUUGGUUUCUUUUUUCUUCUUCUUCUGA